Molecule: messenger RNA, 1666 nt
Organism: Cavia porcellus (domestic guinea pig)
Lineage: Eukaryota; Metazoa; Chordata; Mammalia; Rodentia; Caviidae
Gene: Fgb
Product: fibrinogen beta chain
Exons: 8
Coding region: 50-1519 (489 amino acids)
Biological process (GO): platelet activation; protein polymerization; blood coagulation
Cellular component (GO): fibrinogen complex
Molecular function (GO): signaling receptor binding
Source: RefSeq, a predicted model, not a curated record
GACACAAGCAUAUAUAGAGUGCAAAGUCUUUCAAGUCUAAAAGCAAAGGAUGAUUUCUUGGAACCUCCAGAAAUUUAAAACCAUGAGAUAUCUGUUACUGCUACUGUUGUGUGUUUUCUCAGUUAAGUCCCAAGGAGGUGAUGACUACGAUGAUGAGGUGCUCCCGGGUGCCCGUGGUCAUCGACCCCUUGACAAGAAGAAGGAAGAGGCUCCUAGCCUGAGACCUGUCCCACCUCCCAUCAGCGGAGGUGGCUACCGGGCCCGUCCAGCCAAAGCACACGCGAGCCAAACUAAAGUGGAGAGAAAAGCACCCGAUGCUGGAGGCUGUCUGCAUGCUGACCCAGACCUGGGAGUCUUGUGUCCUACAGGGUGCCAGUUACAAGCGACUUUGCUGAGUCAGGAAAAACCAAUCAAAAACAGUAUCGCUGAGUUAAACAACAACGUGGAGGAUGUGUCCCAGACCUCCUUCACCAACUAUCAGUACGUGACUCUGCUAAAAGACAUGUGGAAGAAGAGGCAGGAGCAAAUGAAAAAUAAUGCAAAUGCCGUCAAUCAAUAUACCUCAGAACUAGAAAACCACCGACUAUACAUAGAGGAGACUGUGAACACUAACAUACCAACUAACCUUCGCGUGCUCCGCUCAAUCCUGGAAAACCUGAGAAGCAAAAUACAGAAGCUGGAAUCUGACGUUGCGGCUCAGACGGAGUACUGCCGCACGCCAUGCACUGUCAGCUGCAACAUUCCUGUGGUGUCCGGGAAAGAAUGUGAGGAAAUUAUUAGGAAGGGAGGCGAAACGUCGGAAAUGUACCUCAUCCAGCCCAACAGUGACGUCAAACCAUAUAGAGUGUACUGUGACAUGACCACGGAGAAUGGAGGCUGGACAAUAAUUCAAAACCGCCAAGAUGGCAGCGUUGACUUUGGCAGGAAAUGGCACCCCUACAAACAAGGAUUUGGAAACAUCGCAACCAGUGCAGAAGGGAAAAAAUAUUGUGGCCUACCAGGUGAGUAUUGGCUUGGAAAUGAUAAGAUCAGCCAGAUUACCAGGAUGGGACCCACGGAGCUUUUAAUUGAAAUGGAAGACUGGAAAGGAGAUAAAGUAAAGGCGCACUACGGAGGAUUCACAGUGCAGAACGAGGCAAACAAGUACCAACUGUCAGUGAGCAAAUACCGAGGAACGGCCGGCAAUGCUCUGAUGGAUGGAGCUUCCCAGCUGGUGGGAGAAAACAGAACCAUGACCAUUCACAACGGCAUGUUCUUCAGCACGUACGACAGAGACAAUGAUGGCUGGAUAAGCACAGAUCCAAGGAAACAGUGCUCCAAAGAGGAUGGUGGUGGAUGGUGGUAUAACCGAUGCCACGCAGCCAAUCCCAAUGGCAGAUACUAUUGGGGUGGACAGUACACCUGGGACAUGGCCAAGCAUGGCACAGACGAUGGUGUGGUGUGGAUGAACUGGAAGGGAUCCUGGUAUUCCAUGAAAAAGAUGUCCAUGAAGAUCAGGCCCUUCUUCCCACAGCAAUAGGCUCCAGGUGUAGAUUUUUAUUCUUCUUAGGUGGCAGCAUUUUUUACACUAUGUUAAGAGAAUUGUCUUUCAUAUGUUGUAUCCCUAGUGUGACUUUCUGGAAAAAGGGGGUAGGAUUAAAAAUUAAACAUUAAAAAUGGCACACCA